Phyllopteryx taeniolatus (common seadragon) is the source of this 985-nucleotide messenger RNA. RefSeq lists its product as uncharacterized. The transcript has 2 exons. Lineage: Eukaryota; Metazoa; Chordata; Actinopteri; Syngnathiformes; Syngnathidae. Bases 115 to 792 code for a protein of 225 amino acids. The record is from RefSeq and is a predicted model, not a curated record.
CCCACAGUAAGGGAUCACCUGCAAAGGGUCCAGUCCAUUUGGAAGGACGUCAGGGCGGCCUUAACCCGGUCCGCUGAGAGAAAUAAACGGCUCGCGGAUCUUCGUCGCUCCUCUAUGAAUGAGUACAAGGUGGGUCAGACGGUUUGGCUUUCCUUCCGUGACCUCCCACUCCAGACUGAAUCCCGUAAACUCACUCCGCGCUUUAUUGGCCCCUUCCCGAUCACUGAACUCAUCAAUCCCACGUCAGUUCAACUAAAACUUCCACAAGCGCUUAAGAUUCAUCCGACGUUCCAUCUGUCACUACUCAAGCCUGUCUCCACUUGUGCUCUUAGCCCUUCGGCCGUGCCCUCCCCCCAAACCCCCCGCGUUAUUGACAACCCUCCGGCCUGCACAGUUUCGCGCAUCCUUGAUGUGAGGCCCAGGGGCAGGGAUUACCAGUUCCUUGUGGACUGGGAGGGUUAUGGUCCGGAGGAACGCUCCUGGAACUCCUGCAAACUUAUUCUCAAUGACUCCCUGAUUAGGGACUUUUACGCAGCUCACAUUGGGCAGGAUGUCAGGAGGCCUCUGUUGAGAGGGGUUACUGUCAUGAGCUGUGCCCUGCAGUUCCCUUGUCGACGCUUGGGUGGCGCUUUGCGCCCCUCUCGCUCUCUCUCCCCCUCUCUCUUCCCAGUAAUCAGCACCACCUCGGCCGCGCACCUGUUGUCAAUCAGCCUUCAUCAUCACCUGCAUUUAAGCCUGCCAGAUCCAAGCCUCCACUGCCGAAUGCUCCUUCUGUGUUCCCUGCCUUGCUGACCUCUUCCACCAAGCCAUCCACCUGCUCACGCCACCGUCUGCUGCAUGCACCCUGUCUCGAUGACCUGCCAGCACGCCUCAAGGAUCCACCUCCAAAUCUCUUCUCAAUAAACGGUUCUCCACCAACCUUUUCAGCCUCCGCCUGCUUCUGGGUCCAGUUAAAACGAACACCAUCGUAUCUUGACACUGUCAU